This is a messenger RNA of Cylas formicarius (sweet potato weevil), 8051 nucleotides long. It is a transcript of the gene Lrrk, whose product is annotated as leucine-rich repeat serine/threonine-protein kinase 1. The transcript is spliced from 28 exons. The coding region runs from base 122 to 7810 and encodes 2562 amino acids. Lineage: Eukaryota; Metazoa; Arthropoda; Insecta; Coleoptera; Brentidae. The record is from RefSeq and is a predicted model, not a curated record. Gene Ontology annotation, biological process: protein phosphorylation. Gene Ontology annotation, molecular function: protein kinase activity; ATP binding; protein binding.
ACUAACCUAAAAGUUGUUGACAGUUUGUGUACUUCCAAACAAAAGUUAGUAAUUAUUAUUGAUUAGAUUAUAAAUUUCAAAUUAAUUGCAGACACUUUAACGUUUUACAACUGUGCACAAAAUGUUAGAUUCUUCCCCUGAAGAUGAAGAUUUUCCUGGUCGCUUACUUCAUCAGGCAGCACUUUGGGAUAACACGGAACUUUUAGAAGAUUUACUUGAAGGAGGCCAACAAGUGUUUCUUAAUUCACAAGAUAGCUGGGGAAGAACACCAUUACAUGCUGCUGCAAUUACUGAAAAUUCAAAAUGUCUUCAAAUUCUUUUAAAUUCUGGAGCUGAUCCCAACUUGACUUGUGGUCCACGUGGUGACUAUAAAACACCACUUCACUUAAGUUCAGAAUAUGGCCACGAUCAUAAUGUUAAGGUGUUAUUGGAGCAUAAUGCAGAUUUUCAAAUUCCAGAUUCUAGUGGUUGUAGAGCACUAGAAUUGGCAGAAAAAAGUGGACAUACAAAAUGCAUUGAAGCCAUUAAAAGUGCAGCAGAGGCAAAAGAUAAAGCGAGAUUGGACGUACACGCUGCUAUCGGGCAUGCUUGCGCACAAGGCGAUGUUAAUUCUGUGCAACAACUUAUUUCGUCGUUACAAGACGAUGCAGAACUUAUUGUCAAUAUGGCACCAAGUGGCGCGAACACACUUUUAUUUUCUGCAUGUCAAAUUGGAAAUAAGGAAAUUGUGAAAAUUCUUCUCGAUAACGGUGCUGACGGCAGAUAUCAUCCCGUUACAAAAUAUUCGCCUCUCUACAUUGCUUGUUAUCAUGGACAUCUAAAAAUUGUUGAACUACUGUUGUUGAAAUUUCCGGAAUUGGUGCAGCAACACACAGUUGAACGUUGGUUACCUAUUCAUGCCGCCUGUAUCAACGGACAUGUCGAUGUUCUCGAGCACUUGUUUUAUUUUCCAUAUCCGUCACAAGUUUUGCGCAAAUACAGAGAUGUUACAGAGCAGUGGGAAUAUUUCAUGCCAUAUGAUGUUAAUGAAAGGGAUGCCACCGGGCAGAAUAUUUUAUACGUGGCGUCACUUUUGGGAAAUAAAAAGCUCGUUAACGCAAUACUCAGGUUUAAAAUUAAAGCGACUAGAAUUAUACAAAGUAUAAGCUCGGACGACGAUCUUACGCCCAGUUCUGAAGCGGUAUUAAGUCCUACGAGAAAAAGAAUAUCCGAUGGUAUUAUGAAUAUAAUGUCGAAGUUAAACUUGUCAAGAGGUGGUUCUUUGGAAAAUGAGAUGAAUGGAAAUGCCAGGGAUAUAUGUCCACUAAGGAUUGACAUGUAUUGCAAUAACAAUACUGAAACAGCAUUACACGUUGCCGUAAAGGGGAAGCAUUACGAUAUUGUUUUAGCUUUAUUAAACGCAGGUGCUAAUCCAAAUGCAAUUAUUAAACCUUUCCACAGUAUUAAUGAGAUUCAAAACAGUUGUUCAGUAAUAGACGAUGACUCGGGCUAUGCUCAAUCAACGGCUCUUGUUGAAGCUUGCAAAAAUAGAGAUUUUCCCGUUGUGGAUUUAUUACUUAAACACGAAGCAAGGGAUGACGAAUGCCGAGCGUUAAGCGUAGCGAUCAUGAACAGAGACGAGACCCUCAUAGCUAAGUUGUUAUCGACCAAAGCACACGCCGAUCCCGAGUAUAAAAUCAAUAAAAAAUCAAUGACUGAGAAUAUACACUCAUCACAGUUUAGCAUAUUUUCCAGUGUACCAAGUUUGACUUACUCAACUCUAUUUCCCAACACACCAACGAUGAUUAAUUGGCACAACCAACGGUGUAGUUUAACAGAAAUUAAAACGCAAUGGCUCAUUGAUGCUGCAUUAAGUUUAAAUUCCAAACUGAAACAGAAUCCACGCUCCUACGAUAUUGCUUUAUACGCGAUCACCCGAUUGGAUGUAUCCAACAAUAACUUGAACUCCAUUCCAUUAGUAGUUUUCCAACUUCAAAGUCUGAAAUAUUUAAAUCUAUCUCAGAACAGAAUUGAAAAAGUCCCACUGCCUCAGACAUCUCCCACAAAAAAGGGACAUAGAAGAAAAGGUCUUCACUCAGAUGACUCUUGCUAUUCAUGCCCCGUAUUGGAGGAACUAUAUUUACAGGAUAAUAGGCUGGAUCACAUCCCGGACGCCAUAUUUAAACUGCCGUCACUAGUAACAUUGGUCGUUUCAAAUAACAAAUUGCAGAGUUUGCCAUAUGGUAUGUGGUUGGCGCCAAAAUUGAAGGAACUGAAUGCAGCGUUUAAUCUUAUAAAGGAAUUGCCUUCGUCUCCAAUUGAGACAGAAGAUCUGGAUAGAUUGAGUAUCAGUUCAAGUGACAGUCAACUUUCCAGUCAUACAGAACCAGACCCAGAGAUGGAGAUCACAGAAUUUGACAAAAUCAUUUGUGCCGAGGAUAGCAUACAGUCAGUAAAAUAUACAAAGAAAGAGAGAUCAUACAUGCAAUUAGAUGUCAACAAGCAUCACAUUUGGAACAAGCACGUUGAAGUUACAGAGCAAAUUCUUCACAGUGAUGAUAUAACAACCGAAAAAUGUUCAAAACUUUGUUCUUUAAAUCUUGCCCAUAACUUGUUCACCAGCAUUCCAGUCGUUCUUUCUUGCCUAGCAGUUAAUUUAACAAAGUUGAAUAUGGCAUUCAACACCUUAAGAUCUAUGUCGCAUAUUACUAGCUAUCCAAGUUCGUUGAAACAGUUGGACUUGAGCCAUAAUCAAAUCAGUGUCUGGCCGAGUUUACCGCAAGUCGAAGCUCAAGAUAACAUGGAGCUGGCUAAUUUGAUUUGUUACACCACCAACGCAAAAUUCAGAGGAAAGUUGGCUGAAAUCGGAGUUCGCCAGCCUUCGGGAAGAUCAGUGCGACAUUCUGUAUUACAUUCAGUAUGCGCUCAUCGUCGACAUUUAAGACUUGAUAAUUUAAGAACUUUAAUAUUAGCGGACAAUCAGUUGUCAAGGAUACAAUUAACAACUGAUGAUAACGGCGACUUUUUUUGUACUGAUGAGGACGAUAUCGAACGGAAUCUCCAGAGUGGCAAAGCUAGGCUCAUGUUCCCGAAUCUUUCAAUGCUCGACAUAUCUAACAAUGUUUUAAAAGAAAUUCCGUCAAAUAUACAAGAACUCACCAAUCUGUCUGUUCUAAACAUUAGUGGGAAUUUAGAUAUUACUGACCUCCCUCCCCAGAUGGGACUCCUGUCUCGUUUGUGGAAUCUGAACACUAGAGGUUGUUCUUUGCAAGAUCCAUUAAGAUUUAUGAUAGAAAGCAAAAAAUACAAGACAAUGGAUAUCAUCGGCUACCUUAAGUCUGUACUGGAAGACGCGAAACCUUACGCUAGGAUGAAAUUAAUGAUCGUGGGUGUACAGGGUAUUGGCAAAACAAGUUUAUUAGAACAGAUACGGCAGGAGGGUGUUACUCGGAAAAGACCAGAUCACUGGGCCAAGAGGAUGGGAAAUAAAAACAUAAACGUAAAAACUUCACGUGGAACGAACAUGUCGACGGUCGGUGUGGACAUAGGUGAUUGGAUUUAUGAAAAAAAAAUUCGCAACCAGUCCUCCCACGGUCCUGUUAUCUUCAGAACGUGGGAUUUCGGCGGGCAAAGGGAAUAUUAUGCCACUCACCAAUACUUUUUAUCAAAAAGAAGUCUGUACUUGGUUGUUUGGCGAAUCACCGAUGGUCAUAGGGGGAUCAAUGAAAUUUUGCAGUGGCUCGUGAAUAUCCAAGCCCGAGCGCCAAAUUCGCCGGUGAUAAUUGUCGGAACCCAUUACGACUUGGUGCAGGAAUUUAACCCGAAUAUAUUUGAAGAAUAUCAACAGAUAAUCCGUGACCGUUUUAUCAAUAUCGUCGAUGCGGAAAAGUGUGGCCUGCCAAAGGUAUUGGACACAAUUGAGAUCAGUUGUAAAACAAGACAUAACAUCAGACUGCUUUGUAAUUUGAUUUAUGACACCGUUUUCAGUUUAAAACCACCUGGUAAUAAGGAACUUCUACUUGAGCAAAAAGUUCCUGCCACCUAUCUAGCUUUAGAAGACGUUAUUAACUAUAUAGCUGCAGAAUAUCGUACGAAUGGUUUAGACCCGGUCCUGACGACGGAACAAUUUAAGUCAGUAGUGAUAAGUGAAAUGCAGCUCAGAUAUAAUAAGACGUUCAGGGAUUGGUCUGAAUUGCACCAGGCAACUUUAUUCCUCCACGACAACGGUGUACUAUUGCACUAUGACGAUGCGACUCUCAAAGAUCUAUAUUUUCUGGACCCACAGUGGUUAUGUGACAUGUUGGCUCACGUGGUGACAAUUAGAGAAAUCAAUCCCUUUGCGAGGUCCGGGGUUAUGAAAUUAGACGAUCUAAAGCAUGUCUUCAAAGCUAGCAAUAUCGGUCCAGUCGAUAUGAGGGGUUAUAUUGUAAACCUGUUGAACAAAUUCGAAGUGGCAUUAACUUGGGAUUCUAGAACACUGCUUAUCCCGUCACUAUUACCAUCCGAAGACGAUAUGAUUCUAGCCCAGCUGUAUCCGGGCCAAAGUCAAUCUUUGGUGAAGGUAAAGGUGCCGUUAAGGUCUCGCGGCUGGGCUGUGCGAAAUAAAAAAAUAAGCGUGUCGCCAAAAUCUAUCUUGUAUAGGGACACUAGCAAAGAUAAUUUUCAAUUGGUUAUGCCUGGGACGUCAUCCGCAACUGCAGAACCAAAAGUUGAAAGUGUACAAUACCAAGUAAUGACUAAACGUUCAGAUAAAUCAUUAACUCGCUUGCUGCUGAUGUCUUAUUUCCCGUCUGGAUUUUGGUCAAGAUUAAUGUCACGAAUACUGGCCGACGACUCCAUUAUUGAUAUCAUUAGGUCGUUUUUUAUAUUACCGAAGGAAGCUGCCCAAGAUUUGCAUUUGGCUCGACUGCUUGAUCUUAAAGCUGAGUGGGUGUUAUGGCAAACAGGCUUCCAGUUGAAAUACGGAGAUAUUACAUUGUUUCGAAUGAAAGAAUUCUUGCAAGGAAAUGCUGCAAAUUACAAACAAUUGAAAUUUAAAAUAAAACAAGACGGUGCUUGGUGCGAUAUAGAUUUACAAAAUUCUUCGAUUUUGGAGAUAUACUUUCCAUUUGACUAUUUAGUGGUAAACCCAAUAUUUACAGAGAAUUCUGAUCCCAAUCAGUAUAAAAUUAAAAAUCAGCUUGUCAUUGAAUGCACAACGGAAUCGCCAGCACAACUAUUGGCGUUAUUGGUUGAUCAUAUUGAUAUCCUAUUAGAGGACUGGUAUCCCACGCUGGGUACUCGCUUUGUUCACACUUCAGAAGGAAAAUUUUUAGUAACCAGGCUCGUUCCCUGCCCCCAAUGUUUAAACCAAAGUUAUUUGGACAAUGAGAAUAAUGAUUUCAAUCAAAUGAAUUACCCAACGGUAGAACGUUUGAAUUUAGAAGCGGAAAGCCAGUUAGCAAACCAAGACUUGUUCCGAAUUAGGAAAUCCCAAGAGUCAUAUACCUCAGAGUGUGAUAGUGGUGUGGGGGCUGAGUCAAGUGUAUCUAGCCGCAAUGUUUCUAUGGAAGGUCAUCCGCUACUAGCAACAGAUGAAACGUUUGAGAAGCCGUCACACUAUUCGUGGAUGGUAGAAGAAUGCAUUCUAGCCGCUUAUAGUGAAAAGAGUGUAACCUGCCCCAGUCACGGUGAUAUAAGUCUGUCCAGAAUUGCCCCAGAUACAGUGUUCCUCGAUUUGGGCGAAAGAUAUAUAAUAAGGCCAGAAAACAUCAAAAGGGGCCGCCUUUUAGGGCGCGGAGCGUUCGGAUUUGUUUUUAAAGGUACCUGCAAACUGAGAGGUUCAAAUAACAUUAUUGAUAUUGCCAUGAAGAUGCUCCAACCGGUUCAGCCUGGACCGAACGCACGUCAGUCAGCGAUAAUAGCUUAUAAAGCUGCCCAGGGGAAAUGGGAUAGGGAUCCGUUGCAAUAUGCCUGUAAAGCGUAUUGCACGGCCAGACAAGAAUUGAAUAUUUUAAUGAGUUUAAAACACCCGAAUAUAGUGCCUUUUGUUGGGGUAUGUACGAGUCCUUUGGCGUUGGUUCUGGAUUUAGCUCCACAAGGGGCGUUAGAUAUAUUAUUGAGACAUUACAGAAGAUCAGGUUCAAAGAUCGGUCCUUACACCAUACAGGCGGUUAUACUUCAGGUAGCGAAAGCGGUGGAGUAUUUACAUAGGCAGCAUAUUAUUUACCGCGAUUUGAAGUCUGAAAAUGUGCUUGUGUGGGAAAUGCCUCCACCUUUUGUUGAUUAUCCUGAUCAUCCUGUUCAUAUCAAAGUUGCUGAUUAUGGAAUUAGUCGACUAACUCUUCCAUCUGGCACCAAGGGUUUUGGAGGUACUGAGGGUUUUAUGGCACCUGAAAUUAUGAGAUAUAACGGUGAAGAGGAAUACACAGAAAAAGUGGACUGCUUUUCAUUUGGAAUGUUUAUCUAUGAGUUGCUUACCUUACAUCAACCGUUUGAAGGUCACGAAUCAGUUAAAGAAUGCAUUUUAGAAGGUGGUCGACCGCCACUAACAUACAGAGAGACUUUGUAUCCAAGCUAUUUCUUGGACUUAAUGGUCUUGUGUUGGUCUCACCAACCAAAAGAUAGACCUUCCGCUAGUCAAAUUGUAUCCAUCGCUAGUGCACCAGAAUUUACUCAUUUGAGUGAUGUUGUCUACUUAAAACAUCCCGCCUCAGUCGUAGCUUCCACCAGUACUGCUCUUACUCAUAUAACGGAUGAUGGACUCUCUGGUUCUGAAAUGUGGUUGAUGUGCGAGAAUUCAAGGGUGGAUUUAUUAUUAGCAGCCGAGCAAAACUGGCAACAAUAUCAUACCAUGACUUUGCCUGUUAGGCCGUCAGUCACUUGUACCGUCAGCAAUUCCGUGUGGAUUGGCGAUUGUGCUGGAAAGAUUCACGCAUAUUCUUCUUGCGAUGGAAGGAGAAUAUUUUAUUACUCUCUCGAGACCGAACCUAACAUUCAAGUGCAGUCCCUAGUAUAUUUACCGCCACUCAAUCGCAUUGCCUGCGCCUUGUCCAAUGGGCGGCUAUUUUUGUUGAAUUCCGAAAUUAGACCCGCAACGCCAACCGCUGCCGAGGGAACAUUCGUAAUGACAGAGCUUGGUCUGAGCUCGGGAAUCAAUUGCAUGUGCGCCGUACUCAGGGACCGCCAAGGGACCUGUGAAUUGUGGUGUGGCGGAAGUAACGGCCAAAUAUCAAUUUAUACGUUAAAAGAUCAGGUUGUGUCGGGUCAAGAAGUCAUAAAUCAUUAUCAGCCAGUGAUCAACUUUGUGGACGUUAUGAAUUUGGUAUCGAUCGACAGUACUGUGUGGUCGUAUGUCCGACCAGGUUGUAUUGUUUAUCAAUGGGAUGCUAUCACAAGAACUAUUAUUAACAAACUCGACUGUUCUAAACUCGUCCCUUGUUCAGAGAGUUUGAAAUCCAUUGCAAUUGAAGAACACUUGAGUCCUACAAAUUGUCAGGUGUCAAGCCUAGUUGUAUUGGAUGAAGAACUGUAUAUAGGUACCACUUGGGGUUGUGUGAUAAUUGCCGAAAAAAGUUCCCUCCGUCCUAUAACUAUCUUCAGACCUUAUGAAGAGGAAGUUAAGGUUAUUGUUCCUUUGGCUGUCCCCAAAAGUGUUAACGGUAGCCACGACAAUACUUCUUUAAUCGCUACUAUCGGACGCGGUUAUCGCAAUUUGCUGUCGCGGUACGCAGACGUACCUAUGAAUCUUAAAACACCAGUUGCAAGUCCGAUAUCAUCUGGGAGUCCAUUUAUAUCGAAACCAAAUAUGUUCGUUUUAUUGUGGAGGGCGAAGCAUUGGAAUGCAUUGUAAUAAAAGUAAUUAACAUUCCGCGAAUCAAUAUUAAGUGAUAUUUUAGAUUAAGCUUAUUUUUACGGUAGUUUAGUGACGGUAUACAAUUUGACCAUACAUAAUAUGUAAUUUUAGGAGGCAAAUUUUAUUGGUUGUAUCGUGAAAAAGUACAGAUCUCAAACUCUUUGUUAUUGUGUUCUAUUUUAAGCUGUUGUAUCAUUGUUGACAAUUGAAAAAAAAGUUUGAAUAAAGCUAUUUAUGG